Molecule: messenger RNA, 29922 nt
Organism: Porites lobata
Lineage: Eukaryota; Metazoa; Cnidaria; Anthozoa; Scleractinia; Poritidae
Source: the annotation of a GenBank genome assembly
CCAUGAUGUUUCCAAAGGGUCGACAGCGACGGCAGUGUUAUUUUGUGAUUUCGUGAAUUCUUCAGUGGAAAGGGUGACAACCUAUUUCCUCGAUGAGAAAGUUACUCAAUUAACAUUCUUAGCAGUGGGAGAGAGUUUUGUGACGAACCUCUGGCGAACUGGUCCGUUUAUGAGAGACAAAUCUGUGAUCACAAAUUUACAGUGGAUUAAAAACCCAUAAUUCCUGUUGCGGAAUAUGACCACGGAAAUGUAAAAAAAAUCCAAGAGAAGUGGCCAUGACAGCUACCAAGAUGUUAACUUUCGGUUUCCAAGUGCCAUAAAAGAGCAGUUGACCAGCAGAGUGACUAGGAAACGUCAUAUAUGUUAAAGACACCGAGAGAAAAAAUAUGCCGUAGCAUGGAGAAAUCAUUUUCCCACAGCUGUGUGCAGCCAUAACAUACAACAUUUUUAGUACUUUUGAAAGCAUGUCAGUUUAUUAGAGUGAAACCUCUCUUUGCAGAAAUUUUGAUCUGAUGACAAGAACAUGAAGAAACUACUGCUGUUUGGGAUUAGUCUCUGGUUUGUUUAUCUAAGUCAUGCAAGAGAUGUCAAAAUGGGGAUUAUUCUACCUUUCACUGGAAGUUGGCCAGGUGGAUCAAAGAUGGCAUCAGCUAUUCUCAUUGCUAUGGACAAGGUGAACAAUGAUCCGUACUGGCUCCAAGGGCACAAUCUUUCCUAUGUUUUAAAGGAUGACAGAUGCGCGGCAAAAACGUCUCUUGAAAUUUUGGUGGACUACUAUACUAUAGAAGACCCCCCAGUUGAUGUCUACAUUGGACCUGGUUGUUCUGUUGGAUGUAUACCUGGCGCCUAUAUAGCAGCCCACUGGAGUAUUCCAAUGAUAUCUUGGGGUUGCAUUGCCUCUGUAUUAUCAGACAAGACACUGUAUCCAUACUUUGUACGCACGGCUGGUACUCACAGUGGUAUAGGUAAUCUCCUUAGAGCCUUACUGAAACAGUACAGUUGGGACAGGAUGGGCAUCUUGACUUCAACACAAAGUUUUUUUUCAGAGACAGGUACUACAGCAAAGGUCACACUGGAGAGGGAUGGAAAGUAUUCUGUACCCUUUUUUGGCAGCUUUGAUCCUGGUGAGACAGACACUUACAAAUUGACUUCUUUGGUGAAAUCCAUGGCAACCAAAGCACGUGGUAAGUUGACAAACUUGAAAACAAGUCACGUCAGCCCACAUAUAGGUGUUUCAAGAUUUAGUUCAGAAAAUUGUUGAAAUUGUUUAAGUCAAAUGCUACCCACCAGGUAGGUCUCUAUCCCGUUUAGAACACCAAAAAACUAUUGGUUUCCCUAAUGCCUAUCUACUGGAUAGUAAUUUAUCUGAAGGAUUGGGCUCAACUGGGGCCAAUUGGCCCCUAGAAAUUCUUUGUCACUACUACAGUUAACUUUCCUUGAAAAGUUCUGAGGACAAGCUGAGAAAUAUGCCCUGAAGUAAAAAGUCAUUCUGUUUUUGUAGUGUUUGUCAUAAUAAGGUGUGAUCUCAACAUGUGCUCAAGUAUUGUAGAUGCAUUCUUAGGGGAAUAUUUAAGAGUUCUUGUUUUGUUGACUUUUACAGUAACAAACUCAGGAAUCCAUAUUCAUGUUUUCUCACAGUUGUCAGCCAGGAAAGAAAGCCUUAUGGCAUACUUGCCUGGUUACAAUUAUUUGGGUUGCCCGGACAAAAGAGCAGAAUUAAUUAUAUAAAAGAAUGGUAAAAAAGUUGAGUGCAACUUUUACGUUUCUGAUUAGCUUGUUAUUUCCAUUAUAGUUACUAAGAAAGCAGCGUGCAAAGAAAGUAGUGUCCGAUAGCCCGGCAGGGCUGAAAAUAACAGCCAGUCAACAGAGAAUGUCCGGCCUGAUCUUGGACUUGACCGGUCAAACCCCGGUCUUGCCGGUCAUUUUGACUGGUCAUUUUUGGAUAUAAUCAUUUUAUUUUCAACAGAGUUGUCACUUAAUGCUCUAUAACGGUGCAAUGAUUUGUUUUUUCUUUGGCGUUUUUUGCUGCUUUGCACUAAACCCUUCUAGGAAAAAGAACACCGCAAUAAAUUAAUUUCAUGUCGUCAUGUCGUAAUGAAACGCAACAAAGUGAAUCACAAACUGAGUUAAAAAGUAACGCAACGUCGCAAGUCGUACUGUACUUUCUGCUUUGCUGUAAUUAGUAAUGGGAAUUCAAAGGAAUUCGGGCAAAUCGAUCGCAAUUCUUAACAGGUCCUCCUGUGUUUCUCCGGGAAUAAAUGUUAGCGCAUUGAUUAAUAAUAAUGUCUUUUAUGUCGAACGUGAAUCUCAUUUGCAGACUCGAUUCCAGAAUGGUCCGAUAAAAAUUUAAGCUAAUCAAGAGGGAAGGUCGUCGUCUAUCUCGGCGCUAGAUUCUCAUUCUUGUAAACAACUUUAUGCAAAUUUCUGUUGACAUUUGAGCCUUCGCAAUAAAAGGUUGCGCGAUGAUCCAAAUUUAUUUAUUUAUUGACUUCUGAUGAUAAACACGCUGUUUGUGGAACACACUUCUCGCCAAUGGAAAUCGACUUCUUUGCCGAAAACAUUAGCGACGAUUCUUCUUAGAGGAGGUGACUUUCGAUCACGUGCCAGGCAAGGAAAAAGAUCAAGUUUCACCGAUGUUCAUUUCGGAACAUCAACGUAAACAAACGUGUGCAGAUUUUGUAAAAUAACCCAAUUUUUUUGUUUUUUUCAUAAUUUCUAAAGUUUGCUGAACUGUAUGUGUAUUCCAUUUCCUGAACGUUGAGAGUUUGAAAAGGAUUUACGCUUCACUUUUUACCUCUAGAGACUUCAGACACCGCCGUGCAAUGAUACUCAAGGUAGAACAUAACAUUAGAAUGCGAAAACCGCGGAAAGGAACUCUACGAUGUGCGAAUGCAUUUUUCACCAACUUGUUGUCAAAAAUGUGAACGUCAAUGUAGUAAUAAUGAUCUAUUGCCAGCAUAACUGGAUAUUCCUUAGGCAAAAAAAAAUUAUUAGUAUUCAUUAUUUGACCGGCCAGAAUCGGGGUUUGUCUGGGCUAAAAAAUAUUUGGCCGGUCAUCAUGACUGGCAACCCGCUGUCCGUUAUUUUCAGCCCUACCCGGGGCUAGUGGAUUUUGCUGUUGGGCUAGUGGAUACUGUUUUUAACUUGCCCGAUGGGCAAGUGAUUGUUUUUUUGAGGAAUUCGAAUAACAGAAGAACUGUGAAAUCAAUUCUGCUCAUCAAGAAGCUUUUGGGACUAGUUGAAAUGUCUUCUGGCUAGUAAAUGCUAGUUUCAGCUUGCCUGAAUGGCAAGCUGUAAAAAUGAUAUUCUAUGCACCCUGAGAAAGGGUUUUAACUAAACCGUUGAGUACAAUAGGCUACAGGCCUAGGCUAAACACAGUUUAUUUACGUUUUACAAGUAGCUACGGUUGGCCAGUUUGCCAUGAAGGCAAGGCGAUGCCCUUACGUUUUCCCCCAUUUAAGGCAGCGGCUCCUGCAUCACCUUUUUUUUUCCAUUGACGGUAGCGAAACAUCUUCUAAAAAACAUCACAUCUUGAUGCAUAUAAGGCAUCGGCUUCUGCUUCACCUUUUUUUUUGGCCUUCUAAAAAGCACCACAUCUUGAUAAUCUACGAAUGGCCUCUUCAUGCAGUACUUCAUAAAAAACUGAGCCUGCGAUCGUUUCGUAGAAAAUAUCGCACGACCAAAGAUGGCGCCCAAAGCUGCUUGGUAUUCUCCAUUAUUCUAAAAUUUUUCAGUGGAUCAGAGAAGUAAUCAGAACACAGGGAAAAUGUAUAAAAUCAUAUAAGAAUUUUUGAAAAGAUUUUGUGGUUGAGCAAAACCUCACCUGUCCGAAGGGCAACUUUUUUAAAGUUAUCUUAAUGGUCUGUAUGAGAUUGUAGUCAUCUGGACGACUGGGAAUGUGGAUCCCUGACAAACUGACAAUAUUGCAUUAGAAUAUGACUUUGAAGCUUGUCAUGUCCUUUUCUGGUCACUAUCUGGCCAAAAGGAAUCAAAAUUGCCCAAAACACUGUUUAUAAGUCAUUUCCUGGCCUUCUCUUUUUGUUGCUAAAUAUCAGCUUCCAACAUUUGGGUAAGCUCAGACUGAAAGAUUUGCUUCUUCUUGGCUUUUCUUGGCCUGUUUUUGUAUUUUCUUUUACUGGUCAGUGACUAGUCCCCAUUCGGGUAGGAAUAGUUUUUGGAGAAACUUUUAGGAUCAUUGGAUUAGAUGGCAUGAAGAGCUGGUGGGUAUUGGAACAAGAUUUUCAUUGGAAUUUUUGGGUCAAUCUGUGAUGACAUUACAAGCAGUAAAAGGGACAUGGAUCUGCACAGGCAGUUGGGCGCCAGGGGGGGGGGAGGGGAAUAAUUCAGCCUAUCAGGGCUGUCUUAACUAGUAAAAAAAAUACUGUACCUCAAUCACAGAAAGUUUAAAUAGAAAAGUUGACAGGAAUAAUAAUAUUGUUGGCAUUUCAAAAACUGUUUGUUGCUGCUCAAUCAAGUUAAAUUUACAGUCAAAGCAGGUCAAGCAUUCCCAUCAAUGACAAACUAAUGAGUUCAUUAAUGGAAAAAUGAUUUUGUUUGUUGAUUCAAUAAUCCGUUCAUAAAAUGAGCAAUCCAAUACUCAUAUCCAGCCUCAAUUCAAUAAUGUACACCAUUUUGCUGCCAGUAAUCAGUGCAACGGACCUGACCUCUUAGAAAACAUGAUUGUCAAACUGAGGUCAGUGUAUGUGCAGUUAUUGGUGGAUUUUGAUCCUCGGCCUUUGCGUUUGCAAUCUGUCUAUUCUAGCUAUUAUUUUGAUUAAAGGCAAUGAAAAAUGCAAUCAUUAAUGGUAGGAAAACGGAAGCAAAUAUGAUUGAUCACAACAGAAGGUAGAUUUUGUUCAUAAAACAAAUCAACAUUUUAUUAAUGGAUUUUUGAAUCAACAAACCAAAUCAUUUUUCCAUUCAUGAAUUAAUUAGUCCACUAGCAACAGGAGCACUUGACAUGCUUUGACUGUAACAAUAAGGAUAUUUUUAUUGUAAGCUGAUACAAAUUCAAAUUCAGAGAUAUCUAUAUAACUUAUUAUAGGCACUGGAUUUUGCAUAAACUUUGUGAAUGAAAAAUUUUAGUGUCAAUGUUUUAAAUCAUACAUAUAUCAUGGCAAUGAUUCAAAUUUUAAAUUUGACCUAAUGAAAGUGAUUUUUAAUAUUAUUUUUCCUUGCCAAAUUUGAGCUUUGUACCUGCAAAGAGCCUCUCGUACCUUAUAAACACCUCAAUUUUUUAUUACAAAUAUAAUGGUAAUCAUUCACAACCUAUCAGUACUCUGUAAGCCCAACUAAGGCAGGUGCAUGAUAUACCAAGUGAAUAGCAAGUCUUGUGUGAUAUCACAAAGAACACAACAAUGAUCCCUAGCCCUUACACAAUAACAUAAUAAACUUCACUCAACAGAAUGGCACAGUCGUGCAUACAUUACCGGUAACUUGGUUUAUCAAGCAUCAACCUGAAUUAAACUACAGCACUCUCGUUUUUGCCUUACAUAUACAUAUAGUUUGUGUUUUGCCUGCUUUCAUUAUCAGGCUGGUUUACUAUGUACACUUAGACUGCGAGCUGUCCCUCUUCAGUCAGUCGAGUCUAAGUUCAGCAGGACUGGAGAGAUCGAGUUUUUUACUUUCACUCGCUUCGCUCGAUUUCCUCGCUUGCGUGACCAUCCUGAGGGACUGCGCGCAGUCUAAUGUACACUGUAUUAAAACAUCUUGUAGAUGUGAAUUUCCCAGGUGCUCCCAAAUUAAUUUUGAUAGACACCUGUAUUUACAAUUAUUCCAUGAUAAAGUUACAGUAAAUUUUUUUCUUGCUCAAUAGUGUUUAUGCUUCUAUGUUAUGGAGAUGAUCUGAGGAAGCUGAUGCUUAUUAUAUAUGAUCUUGGCCUCUUGAAUGGAGAAUAUGUUUUUUUUACGAUGGAAAUUCUACUAGCCUCAUGUGAAGCCCAAGAUGGAAGAGAUGUGGAGGCAUGCAAGGCCUUUGAAGGAAUCCUUGAUGUUGGCCAGUACAUUCCUGAUUCUCAAGAUUAUGAGGACUUCAAAACAGCUGUUUACAAUAGGAUGCCUGAGAUGAACUAUACCAUGAGUUUCCCUAAUCAAGUAAGUACCCUAAAUUUACAAGAGAUGAAGAAGUACAAAACCACAAUCAUGGCAUUUUAUGAAGCUUUUAAUUACUUUGUGAGUGCAUCUAUUAUAUCCUAAAUGUUGAAAUGGAUAGGGGUAUUAAUCACUAUUCAGCAUGCAUGUUUGCCUGAAAUGGGUAAUAAAGUUAAUGUUUAUAGCUCUUCAAUGAAGGUGAAAAUUGGAUUUCUGGGGUUUUUCAGUAGACUUUUUUGUAGUUGUCAGUUUAUUAGCUGAAAUAUGGUCAGGUAGUUUGAGACUGUUAUUUUUUAAAACAAUACCUUGCUCAUGAGAAAAUCAAGGCAAAUAUUAUGACCCUGCUAGUGCCAGUUCUUAAGCCUUGGACAUCCUACUUUAGUUCCUCUGCAUGUGCUUUAGUCUAGCUCAGUCAUGAAUGGAUUAACAGGUUCUUGCGAAAACAAAGACCCCAAAGACAAAUACCUUACUAGGCAUGGCUUAGACUUGAAUGCAGACCCCAAAACAAAGGCAUUCCUGAAAAUUGGGGGGUAAAAACCCAAAAACGCAGACCCUCAAACAUUUGGGGUAACACCUGAAAACGCAGACCCUAAAACAAAGAUCAAUCUUUCCCUUAUUUUAUUUUUUUGCAACAACUGUAGUUCAUCACUGUUAAGGUAAAAAUUUUUCAUCUUUUUUGAAGAUUAUGGUAAAUAUUCAAGAAUUUAAGAAUUAAUUGGGAUGACAGAAUUUCAGGCUAAAUUUGUUCUAAGAACUUCCAUCUGAAAAAGUUACUUCAGCUCUCUUUCUUAUCUAAAAGUGAAGCAAAAAGUGAAAGAAAUUGAUUGUUUAACUCAUGCUGCUUAAUACUCGAUACAUCAGACGUUUACUUGAAGGCCUGCAUCAAAGACUGUUCUUCAUAGGGAUGGCUCUCCACUAUCUGAAUGCCUGAAACAGGCUAUCUUUACCAGGAUUCAAUUUUUUGAGCUUUACUUCAAUUGCCGCCAUACUAACAGGUGCAGUGAAAGCAAUGUCUGACAUUUCGACUCGCAAUAUGAUCAUUGAGCCAUUACAGCAACCACAAGCAAGUCACCGAUGAUUCAAUUAAUCAAUCAAUCAAUCAAAGACUUUUUUGACUUUUGACUUUUUAUUUAGUGAAGUUUGGAUUUUUAGAUAGCAAAAAAUGACAAUAUCUUGGAAAUAACAAAAUAAUGAACUAAUGAUUCAUCUCCUGUAACGGAAUUCAGGAAACCAUUUGUCAUUGACCUCUUGUAUGAACUGUAUGAAGACAGAUGCCAAAUACUCUGUUUGAAGGCUGAUUAGCUCUAUUCCAGGGUUAAAAUUUAACACUUUUUUUUUUUUCUUUUGUUCAAAAGCUUUUUCUUAGACAAUUUUCUCUAUUCUAUCUAGAGCACCCUCUCAACAAUUUGUAAGAAAAGAGAAUUAAACUGGAUUUGCUAUUUAAGCUUUCAUUUCUGGAUUCAAAUUUCAGACUAACCCUAGGUUAUUGCCAACGAGGCAACCGAGCUAAGAAGCGAGGUUACCUUGGCGGCAGAAUUAGGCAAAAACUCUAAAAUUCUGCGUAACCUUCUAAAAUUUGCAUUUUUGACCAUAUUUGGGUAGUGACGUCAUGGUCUUGCAUUUACACCUUGUGGACCGAAAUUGUGUGAUGCCGUGUGCAGCUGUUCAUUGUCUGUUCAAGAAGACCUAACAAGUGAGCAAGCGUUAAUACGAUUUCUAGUUUGAAAGGGCAAUUAGUGCUCUGGUUUGCUUUAUAAAUUGUGUUUGAAGCAGCAGCUGAUCAAGGAAUAGGGUUUUUUGCUCAAAUUUUUGUCAGAACCAGCUUGCUCUUUGAAGCUCGAUUUACAUUGAGGUAGCGUGUUCACUUCUCAACUCAGAACCAGGGUUUUCGGUGUUCUCUUUUCCUUUUUGAAUUGAAUUUUAAGCGGUAGUUGAUCAAGGCAUAGGGUUAUAUUCUCAAAACUUUGAUCAAAACCAGCGUGUUCUUCCCAGGUCCAUUUACAAUGAGCCAGUCCUCACCUCCCUUGAGGAAUGCAACGUAUUUGCAGACCUCUUGUUUUGAAGACUAUCAUUGUGUCUUUCAAGAGACUCUUUGUCCUGUGACACUCACUCAUUAGAUCUUUGUAUUUUAUUCAAGUUUAUAUUUUUACACCUCUGAUACAUUCCGCCCCAUUCUUGUGCUUUUCACUCAGUUUACUUCACACCAAUAUUUUCUUAUGUAUAUUACCAUGCGAAAUAUUUUUCUUAUCCCUGAUGAUGCUGUUGCUCGGAAUUUAAUUAUUAUUUUUAAUUUCAGCAGUCAAAGGCCUCAUUUGAACUAUAUUUUUCUCUCUAAUGUUUAUGAUUUUGAUACAAUGGAAUUUUUCAGGAAACUUAAGUGCUAACUUGCUCAGAUUUACCAACAAAGCUUCAAGCCAUGUUAUUAUUGUUUAAUAAAAGUGAAAGCCUAAAUGUGCCAAAGUUGUUGUUUUGAAGUUGGGUGCCAUCCUUUUCUAUAGCAGAAUCCAUUUGAAACCUCUAAAAUUAUGGGGCAAAAAAAUCACGAAGAUCUGAAUAGGCACAUUCCAUAAAAAAUGAACAAAUUCGCCUAGUUGGCACUUGUCGAAAGGGCCCUAAUGAAGAGCAAUACAUGCUUUUUAUAACAAUGUAAGAACACUGACUUUGAUGCUCAUUGGCUGAAAAUUAUCAAAAAGCUAAGAACAAACCAAACCUGAACUUCUUUUGUCUAGAUAAAAUUUUAGAUUAUGAAUGUUAAAAUUCUUGAAUAUUUAAAUAAUAUAAUCUUCAAACAAAGAUGGAAAUUAUCACAGUGGUGAACUAGUCUAUGGUUGUUGUGAAAAAAUAAAAUAAGGGGAAAAAAAACUGGAGGUCUUUAUUUUCACGUCUGCAUUUUCAGACAUACACCACUUCCACAUUUCCCAUAAUGCACCUUAUUUGCCCCCCAAAAUUUUGCAUAAGCAUUGUUUUCAAUUUCUCUUGGGACGGCUGUAACAAAAAAGAUUAUGCAAAACUUUGGGGGGCAAAUAAGGUGCAUUAUGGGAAGUGUAGAAGUGGUGUAUAGAGAAAGGGAAUGGAUGUGAAGGAAUAAUUGCAUGUGAAUCUUCAUUUUCAGGUCCGCGUUUUUGGGUGUUUAUCCCCAUGGUCUUUGUUUUUGGGUCUUGGUUUUCGGAGGGGGGGUUCACCGUUUUUGCAAUAACUGACUUGACUGCUUAUAAAACAAUUUUGAAUAGUUUGAUCAUCUUCCCAUUGCAUUCUUAAAUUCAGUUUUUCUUGACUGUAAUAUUUAUGAGUGUGAAAAGCCCUUGCCUUGCCCUUGUAGUGGCUUGGAUGUUUAUUCUCUAUACUUAUAUUAAAAGGUUUAUUUAAAGAACAUUAACUGGUUUGGUGGCCUCUUUUUCCCCAGACAAACAUCUAUGCAGCUUACUUGCAUGAUGCCAUUCUUUUGUAUGCCCAUGCCCUCAAUGAUUCAUUGAGUGAGAAUGUUAACGUCGGUAAUGGAAAAAAUAUAUCAAAGUCAAUGAUUGGACAGCAGUUUUUUGGUAGGCAUUGUCACUGUUGUUCAUUUACAAUGAGAAAGGAAGUAUAUUUUAUAGAAAUUGGACAGCCAACAUAAAUGUUAUUAAAAUAAUAAUAAACCAUUUUUAUUGCUCUUCCCCAAAAUAUCAAACAAUUGCCUUUCUUGAAUAAGCUCCCCCUCCCCCUACACUUUCUUAAAAUUAAUAGUAGGGAUAUAAGGAAAACCUGUUUCUAUUGCCACUUUAUUUAAACUUCUUAAGCUUCAACUUUAACAUUCACCCCAAUAUAAAGUACAUCUGUGCAUGUAAAUUACGCUUAACCCAUUCGCUCCUGGAGAUUUUGCCGAAAAACGCGUUUUGAAGCUAGUCGAGUGGUUUUCUGGUCACUGUCGUGCUAUAAAGAGCUAAAACUUACCACAAACCGGUUUACAGGUGGUACCCUUGGCGGCCUUCUGAUCCAGAUGCAAAAUAUCAGCUUGCGAAGUUCGGGCAUGCGCAGAAAGCAAAAUUUCGACAUAGUUUUUGGGUUUAAAAGUGACACAGCAGUCUUGACUUUUACUUUUCGCUUUCUCUCCUCCCUUCUUUUUUCGCUUUUCUUGUCUCCUUUUUUUUUUUCUCUUGCUGGGCAUUUAGUAGGCUUCAUUUUGGUGGGAAGAGUUUUUAGGAAAGCUUUUAGGAUCUUAGGAUUAGGUGAAAGGAAAGGUAGGUGGGUAAUGGAACAAGAUUUUCAUGGAGAUUUUCAGGUCCUUGUCACGUGGUUUUUUGCUUCUUUCUCCGGUGUCCUUGACUGAAUUGUGCUCAUUCUGGUAUGGUUUGAAAGAUCUCUUCACUCUGCACAAGUUAGCGGAGAAAGUUGUCCUUGACCGUUAAAACUGAUGACGUCACAAAGGGUAGAAAGGACCUGGAUCCACAGGGGCGAAUGGGUUAAUUACAUUCAUGUAAGCUUAAUGUUUACAAAGUCUUAAUGUGGCAUUUUUUGUUUUUCAAUUAUAAAAAGAUGUAGCCAAAAGAAAAUUAUAGUUGGUUGAAAGAAAAUCUUAAUAAGCCCUCUUGAUUAAAUGCGCCCCCCCCCCCUUCAAAAAGCACCUGGGCACUUAUUCAUUUAUAAACUGCAAUAUGACUUUCCCUUUUUUUUAAAUAAAUUUAAAUGAAGCGUAUGUUUUGUUCUAGUAAUUCAUUGCGUAGAUUUCCAUGGAAGUCCAAGAGCAUAAGUUGUGAAAAAAGUCUGUUUGAUGUCACCUGUUAAUGGUUUUAAAUGAUGUUGUAACUGUGGCCCAACAACUAAUCACAACAUCCCAUUUUUUUCCUUGUUUACAGGUGUCUCAGGUCCUGUUGGAAUCGAUGAGAAGGGCGAUAGAGUUGCUUCUUACAGAAUCCAAUCAUUUUUGCCAGGGAUGAAAACUGUGAGGGUUGCUAACUAUUUUGGCACAAAUGGAGAGCUGCAGUUAUUGAAUCGAACCAUUAUAUGGCCUGGAGGAACAACUACGAUUCCUAUUGGACGGCCAGCAUGUGGCUUUGAUAAUGAGUUUUGUGAGGAAAAAGCAAAAGGUAUGGAGUCGAUGCAAUUACUGGCAUAAGCAACCAACAGUUUUUUUUAUUUAAAAUAGUUUAUCAUGACUAUAUUUUUUACAAAUUGAAUGCAGGCCCAUUAUGAGUCUAUUUUGAAUUUGUAAUAAGGUAAAAUAUAUAGGGGUUAAAUACUAGAAAUACGUUUUUGCAAACAUCUUGUAAAGCUAAAAAGGAUCAACAGUUAGAAUAAAAAUGGAAACAAGCUAAAGGGUAAAAACACGAUGAAAGAAAAAAUAAAACAAAAAAUAAAACUGCAAGUUGCCCUGCCGGGAUUUGAACAUGCACCCCAACUUCCUCUAUCGUAAAAAGUGCAGCCUCAUACCACUGGGCCAUGAGAACACUGAACAAUCUUCUAUUUAAAGUUAAUAGUCUUAAAGUAUUUUUUUCUUCCAUUUACACUGUUUGAACCUUGUGGAGCUGUAUUUAUCAUGAAUUCAAAGAUACAUGUGAGGAAAAAUAGCUUAAACAAGUAUUUCAAAGCCAUUUUGCAUUAUUUCCGUGUAUAUUCACUCUCGGGCUUUACAACGGCCGCUAGAUGAACUCAUUUAGUCUUCUUCGCUGAAGUUCAGGUUGCCAUUCUGUUAGUGUUAAAUCUCCCACGACAAGGAUUUCCAGCCACUUGUCGAAUCGGGCACUGUUGUGUUUGCAGCCCUCUGUUAUUUGCCUCAGAAAUACUUUGCGAUUCGCCAGGUGAUUCGCCAACGUACAGUAAACAGAGGUUGAAUGAAAUUAGCCCCAUUUGGUGGCCAACCAGUUGUGUUGCCUGGAAACCCAAAAUGCACAAAUGACCAUGAUGCCAUGCUGAAUGAUGUCUUUCCGAUAGAAAGAAAGAUUUAUGACCAAUGCGAAAUCACACUCUGCUUGCAAUCCUCUUACGCGACAAAAUAAAAAUUAUAAACACGUUUCACUCACAUUCCACAACAAUAAUGCUUUUCUGUUGUUGUAGAGGAAGAUCCAACAUGGCCGUACAUACUGGCAGGGAGUCUGGUUGUUGUUCUUCUUGUGGCAGUUCUUGUUGGAUUUUUGCUAUGGCAAAGGUAUGAAUAUUAAUUUUUGUAACACUUUCAUAAUAAAGUUUGAAAAAACAACAACAACCCCAACAACAAAAACUUGAAUAGCUGAAUUAUGGGUGAAAACAAUAUACAUUCAGUAGUUUCCAUGAAGUCUGUAAAUAGUCUACUGUUUGUAUUACAUCAAAUCAAAACCCACUUCACUGACGUUGAACUUAAUUUCUUAGAGUAUUGCCACAUCCAUCUUCUUUUUCAACAGAAAGCAAGCCUUUGAGGCAGCAUUACUUGCUCGCACAUGGGCUGUAAAAUAUGAAGAUAUUAAAUGGCCAAAGAAUAAAGGGAAAUUAGGAAGCAGGAAGAGCAUGGUAUGGUAGUCAUUCUUUCCACAGAUUUACAGAUUAUGUGAAUUUACAGGUUGCAAUUUGGCCUCCAGAGGAACAGAAUUGAAUCACUUGCAGAAAAAAGGCAUGAUCAAUGCAAGCAGACUUGUGGUAACAAGUUAUCUGCCUCUCCCUAGUCUUCAAUUUUAUGCUGUUGAGUUAUUGAUCGCUGAUCAAAAAUGUCAUACAAUGUGAUAAUAAAUAAUAAUUAAAAAUGUUUAAUCAAUAAUAAUUAUUCACCGAAAAUAUUACAGUCAAACCCUGCUUUACGGACACCCGAGGCUAUUAAUAUGGACACCUCACUAUUACGGAUAGUUUGCUUUGUCCCGGGGAAAAGAAAGCCUUUCAUUUCCUCCAAAUUCCACCUGCUAUCUGUGGACACCCCAUUAAUACAGACACUUUCUAUGGCCCCCUCAGUGUCCAUAUUAACCGGGUUUGACUGUACAACUUGCAUGUUGUCUAGACUAUUCUCACAGUAGAGCUGAAAUGCAUUGAUGACUCUUUUACGAUCCAUUUUGUGCAUUUUUCAUGUUCUAAAACAUGGCACAAUGGCCAUGCUUAUUCUUUUGGUUUGUAAGAGUUAUAUAAUACAGUCAACUCUCUCUAAGACGGACACCUUUGGGACCGGCACUAAGUGUCCAUCUUAGAGAGGUGUCCAUCUUAUAGAGAGUCAAAUAAAAGGAGUAAAGAGAGGCAGGGACCAACUCUUAAGUGUCCGUUUUACAGAGGUGUCCGUCUUAUAGUGGUGUCCGUUAAGAGAGAGUUGACUGUAUUAAGAAUUAUACAUUUGAUUGUGUGUACUCUAUGGUAAUGGGUCUGUAUAUGGGACAAAAAAUUCAAAAGUUUACAUAAUUUAGUUUGACUUGCUUUAACUUAAAGGUGAAAAAUAAAUGGAAUUCUCAUAAAGAGAUGAGAGUUGGGUCUUUUUAUUUGUCGAUGAUUGAUGGUGAAAUCUCAGCUGAUUUUCAACACUAAUUGUACAUUUGCUGGUCUGAGGAAGCCGUGGAAGUAUCAGUCUUAUUGCUAAAAGUAAAAACAGUCUUUAAAAGUAGUUUUGUUGAUUUUUGUUUAUUAUUUAUAUGACUUCAGCUUUGAUGCUUUGUCAAAUCUCUUUCUAUAUAGGCUAGUAUGGCUGGAAGUGAACGUGGGUCAAUGGAUGAUAUUAGAGGGCAAAUUUUCACAGUCCUUGGAACUUAUGAGGUUGGAAUUUAGCGAUUGUUGCCAUAGCAUGUUGGGGCUGUAAUGACAAUAUAGUUCAAUAUUAUUUUACUCCUUUUGACCUUCAUUUACAGGAAAUAUAAAAUACAUUAUAUAUUGUUAUUUACUUUUUGGCAUGGUUGUUUAAGAUUCUUCGCAUUAAGAAAAAUAAUCGCUUAAGGCAAAUUUCUGUUUUGUGACACUUGUUAGGGAAUAGAAUAUCCAAAACCCUGUUUCUUUUAUGAGCAUUUUCUUGCCAGUACCAGGUUGGAUUUAUUGGAGGAAGGUUUUAAUUGGGGAGCAACAUCUUACCAUAAUAAAAUUAUAAAACUCUUAUUGCAAAAGUGGCACAGAUAGUGCAACACAAAUGUAUUGUUAAGGCUUGUGAUUUUGCACAGACAAAUUUGCCGUUCAGUCAUGGGAGUUGGGGAGCAGGAAGAUAAAAAAUGAACACAAUAACAGCAAGAGUUGUUUAGGUUCACACAAACCAAAAUUCUACAAUAUCGAUGAAAAAAUGAGCUUUUUGUACAAAACUUAUUACCUUUGUUGAUAAUGCAUGAUGAUGUAGUAUAUUAACGUUAAAAACAUUUAGAUGCUACAAAUAUUUCUUUAGUCUGGCUCAUGAUGAAAAUUUAUUUCCUGGUAAUGAAGGAUAAAAAUUGCACAGUUUAGGAUAAAGGCACUGGAUUACAAAAUGUACUUGGUACUUGUGGUGACUGGCAGUGACUUGGCUCUCUCUUUGCAUAGCAUCAGUUUUUUUUUUAUCAUAAUCAUUAUUGCAUGCAUAUGCUGAGCAUACCUUCUCAAUCCAUAGCAUAACUACAUUCACUUUUUAAUCCUUAAAAGAAAUAACCUCCUUCAAUUGUAAGCCCUGUUGAGAGUAAGUGCUAAAGUAGGAGCAGAAUAUACUCCGCCAGGGUCCUAAACAGGGUCAGGGUUUGCAGCCCUCAUCUAUUUAACGGACACAGCCCAUCCCACAUUUCCCUUAAAGCUCCCUUAGGGUCUGAUUCUGAUUCAGAUAAUUAUGAUGUUCCUGUGUAGGUGGAAUUAAUUUUACCAGGGGAGAAGGGCUUAUUUUUUAACUAAAAAAGCCUAAUCCUAAAACAUUUCCUAACACAAAUCAUUCUCUCGUGAAGAAAUCAAUCACUGAUCAAGCUUAUUAUUGUUUUUUGUUGGUUUGAUCUUUCAGGGUAAUUUGGUUGCAGUUAAAAAUAUACAAAAGGCGAAAGUUAACCUAGAUCGAGAUGUCUUGUUGGAGCUGAAAGAGGUAAUUAGCUUUUUUAUUACAGACUAAAAUAAUAAUUAUUACUAGUAUGUAAUAUUAGUCUGUAUUAAUUUACCUAUUUUUGAAUGUAGUUAAUAUUUCCUUUUCAUUUGAGAAUUCAUUAAUCAGCAGUUCAUGAAUGAAGCUGAGUAGGAUAUGAAGAAUUAUGGAGAUCUCGGAGGGUGUUAUCCACCUUGAUCUGUAUAAUUCUUCACAUCCUAUCACAGGCAGCCCAAGCGCACUAUUUGUGGGUUCGGGCUUCAGAGGUCAUUUGGUCGGAAUAUACUAGCAUUAUUAGUGUAUUAUCUGAUGCCAAAUAAAUGCAAAAAGUCUGAAAGAUAUGAAGUCUUCUUGUUUGUCUAUCGGUACUAGUAGCCUUUAAGAUAACGAAAAUCGAUAUUUUUGCAUUUUACAUGAUUGGGCCCUUAUUGAUUUAUUUUAUCACAUGCGCUCGAAUCUACAACGCUAAUGAAAAAAAAUCAUCAUGAAUUGAUUGAAAUAUUGAUUAAAAAAGCCCCACGGUUGAGUUUUCGCUUAGCCCACUCUUUCCAUCGAGUACCGAAUACUGAAGAAAUCGACUAAACGGCUUAAACCAGCCGAGGACACAGAGUGGCUAUGAACUAAAAGGUAAGGGAGCUUUUUGAAUCAAUAUUUCGCGUGAUCAUGAUUUUUUUUUUUCCUUAGCUUGUAGAUUCGAAUACAUGUGAUAAAAUUCGAUCAAUAAGGGCCCGAAUCACAUGUAAAAAUGCAAAAAAUAUCGAUUUUCGUUAUCUUAAAGGCUACUAGUACCGAUAGACAAACAAGAAGACUUCAUAUCUUUCAGACUUUUUGCAUUUAUUUGGCAUCAGAUAAUACACUAAUAAUGCUAGUAUAUUCCGACCAAAUGACCUCUGAAGCCCGAACCCACAAAUAGUGCGCUUGGGCUGCCUGUGAUCCUAUGAAAGCCGAAUUCAUCAAUUGCUUUAUUAUUCAUUCAAAAUAAUUUGUGGUUUAAAAACAAGCUAAAACAUGCACACCUUUGUCCAAGUCAAGUUCACCUCAAUAGAGCACAUUUAUAAGAUAAAGGGCUGUUCAGGCCUGCAAAUAUACUCCAAAUAGCAGAUGUUGUCCAUCGAGUUGUCUUUUUGCUAUGUUUUUAGACAAGAGUUCGUUGUGAAACAAGUAAAAUGUUCUGCCGAUUGUGUGUUCGGCCAUUUUUCUUUUCACAACCAAAACAACUCAACCUCGUUCCCAGGUCUUCUUGGUUAACGGUGCAUUAACGUGCAACUGUGCUGCACUUUUGACGUCAUCAGUUGAUUAAUUGCAAAAUUCACUGCCCAGGGACACGAUCAUCUGGACUGAGAAAGGGGUUUCACAGCUAGCAUGAUCUCACCAGUUUUUUUAAGACCUUGGUUGAUGGUCUGGCCAGGGUUUGAACUCACGACCUCCCACUCAGCAGACUGGCGCUCUUCCAACUGAGCUAACUAGGUGGUGGUUGUAUGAUGGAAAUCCAGGGGAAAUCGAUUUUGGUUUGAGUUGGCGUGGUUCCAGUUAGUGAGGGUGCGAGUUAUCGGGAGUCAAUUGUAUAUUGAUACCAAGGAAUAAACAAAUAUUCAUGCUUAUAAUUAUAAUGAUAAUUAUAUCACUGUCAGCUAAUCUCUCAGUAUUGAUAUAGCUACCUUUUGACUGCAUAUGUAACAUUAUUUGCUUCAUUGUCUGCUUCCAGAUGAAAGACCUGACACACCCAAACAUUAACACAUUUGUUGGUGCUUGUGUUGAUCCUGGCAACAUCUGUAUCUUGACCCAGUACUGUCACAAAGGAAGUCUUCAGGUAUUGUAUAAAAACAUUUGUAUUUUUCCCACAUUUUUUCACAUUUUACUCUUAAUUACACCUCAUCACUUCAAAAUGUAUCCUGUGUAAGUAUUUUUUUUUGCGACUAUUAAACUUGACCAUGUAGCUUUAUUCUUCACUAAUUUAACUCCACAUCCAAACUCUGGAAUCUUCAGUUGAUAUUGUAGAAUGAUUAGUUGGCGAAAUAUACCUGUCAGUUGUGUUCAAGUAACUUAACACUAACGUGAAAAUUUAUACGUUCUAUUCCCAGGAUGUAUUGCAUAAUGACAACCUCAAACUGGACUGGAUGUUUAAAAUGUCUAUCGCAUCUGAUGUUGCCCGAGUAUGUACCAUGUUAAUGAUAGAAAAAGUAUUCUGUCAGUUUUUGCCAUGUGAUUAACAAGAAAAAAGAAAAUCACAAUCAUGAGAUGAUUCUUUUGCCUUCCUUUCAGUAUACCAUACAGCAAAAUUUCAAUAAAAAUCCCCUCUGUUUAUAACCCCCUCACCAUAAAUUCCCUUAGCUUGGCAUAUGUAAAGAAUAAUAGUGUGUUACAGUAGAAUUGCACUUUUACAUGUUACAACGUAAACUACAAGAUAAAAAGUUAAAACGCUUUGACUGUCCACUCCUGCAAAAUGUAUAAACAGUAGUGGUUUUACUUUUAUGGCAUUAUGUACGAUUUUUUUCAUUUUUUGCAGCAAGUGUUGAAUUUGGUAUGUUCAGAGUGUUAUGUUGUCACAAAUUUCUAGUCAAUGCCCCAUUAUUAUUAUUAAUUUGAAAGUUAAAAUUGCCCUCCAGUUAUAAGGCUAUGGGAUUAUUACGUAUAUAGGCCCCUCAAAAGGCAGGGAAAAGAUUAAUGUUAUCCUUAAGCAAUUUUACUCUAUUCGACAAAAUUACAACUGAAGAGUCAGAUGGCCAAUAUUCUAAAAACAUCAGAAGUGUUAAGUCAUCAACUUGAACUUCAACUGAACUUCAGAGAUCCUUGAAGACUCUAAACCCUUUGCUUCAGCUUUGGAAAUCUUCAGAAUACUUCAGUUCAUCCCUUGCUAUGUCGUAAGUCUUUGGAAUAAUUUGAACAUCUGUCAGCAGUUAUUAAGGACUGAUACCUGACUGAUUACUGUUGGUAUGCUUGGGAUUUAUUGUAGCAUUCUCUCCUUAUUACAAAUAAUCACGAAACACUUUACAUGUACUAUGCCACCACCUGGCAUGGUUAGCUCAGUUAAAAAAGUGCCGGUCUGCCGAGUUGGAGGAGACAGGUUCAUGCCCCAACCAGACUUCCGACCAGGGUCUUUAGAAAACCAGUGAUUUUGUUACAGAUGGUUAUGGUGAGUCCUAUGACUCAUCUUGUGAAAAAUCAUGUGUCCCAGUCCAGAACCAUUGAGUCCCAGUUCAAAAAACAAUGUGUCCCAGGGUCUUUUGUAACCACACAGUUAAUCUGAGGACAGACUCCAAAACUCUGCAUUACAGUUUACUGAAAUAAAAAUAUACUCCUUCAGGGCUCAAAGUUAGCGACUAACUGGUCGCAUAUGCGACUGGAUUUUUGGUUGUGCGCCUAAAAAUUCAUGUGUAAUCGCACCUGUGCACCGUAAAACCCAAAGCACAGUGCGACUGACUUACUUCCGACUAUACGUACGAACUCGAACUAGAAAGACGGUAUAUGUUUAAUUGGUCUUUUCUCCCAGUGGAUUCUACGUACUUGAAUGUUCUUUUUCGUUUCGAUGUUUUACUCCAUCCCAGACUCUUCUGUUUUGUAAUAAACACCGCUGACACAUGCAAAUACAGUCGACUCCCGAUAACUCGAACCUUCCCUAACUCGAACCUCGCGCUUACUCGAACCAAAAUUGAUUUCCCCUGGAUUUCCGCCAUACAUUCACUGUAAUUUUACCUUCGGUGACUCGAACCUUCGGUGACUUGAACCCUCGAUAACUCGAACUCCCGCUAACUUGAAUCAAUUUUUGUUUCCCCUCAGGUCAUUUUCUAUAUAAUUUUACCCUCGAUAACUCGAACCAUGCUUUGAGCCCUUAAAAAGUCGGGGGAAAAAAAAAAGCCGUCUACUGGCGUCCGAGACAUUGAAUUUUGGACUUCCUAUUGACGUGUUGUAGGAGUAUAGUUUACAAGUGGAGGCUGAUAUUGACUGUCGCAGGCUAAAGUGAAACAGCUUUGCUUCUCAAAACAGUAACACGUAUGCUCUAUUUAGGCUGUGGUUUGUUACGUUACGUUCUGAUAUAUAAUCUAGAAGUAUCUUUUACUUUUCACUUGACAUUUCUACCAUUAAAUGUGAUUAAAAUGUUCACUGUGCAAUAAAAACUGUUUUUUACCUUACUCUCGGCUAUUUUCUUCGAGCUCCCGAUAACUCGAACUUUUUGCGAUUUCCCUUGAAGGUUCGAGUUAUCGGGAGUCGACAUGUAUAUGCUACAAACGAAACACAUACUUUUUGCGCAAUGGACGAUCAUGUCGAAUGUUCAGUUUUAACGUCAAUCAAAACAAAAACAGUGCGGAUUAAGAACCUUUUUUUCCAGGUAAGAAAGUUUUUUAAGUCGUAUUCCAGUCACAUGUAAGUCAUUGCACAUUUAACAAAUUCAUUAUAGAUUAAUUUUCAUUCUCGUUCGACACACUCAUUGUUGUCAGUUUUGAAAUGUUUUUCAAGUGUAAGUUCUCUUUAGUCACAACUGUACUGUCAAAAAGAGAAAUUAGUAUUAAAAAUCACAACUGUAUUACUGUGUAGCAAAUCGGCUGUGUUUUAUCAAUCACAGGACUGAAGUAAAAGUAACAAACUGAAGAUGACAAAUAAACGUGGCACUGUUAAGCUUUUUACUUUUUCUUUUGAAAUAGAUGCUCCCAACAUUAUAAGCCUAAAAAUUUACAUCUGAUAGCACAAGUGCUCCCAAACUGAAAUUUAAACUUUGAGCCCUGUCCUUCUAUUGUAAACAGGGUUCGCACAGUCUUGAAAAGUCCUUGAAUUUUAGGGGAAGUCCUUGAAAAGUCCUUGAAUUCCAUUUUUCCUUGAAAAGUCCUUAAAUUUCUGUUCAAGUCCUUGAAAAGAGCUUGAAUUUUCUUCAACUUUGAAUGUAGUAGCCUGGAAAGAAUUUUUUGAUGCUUUUUGGUUGUCCAAGACAGAAUAUAAAUCGUAGCUCAGUGAAUGUAAAGGUCACUUACAUAAAGUGCUCCAUGUUUUAUGCUAUAAUUAACUAUCAGUUUAAGACAAGUGAACUGAAAAAUGUAGAGAAUUUGGUGAAGCAAACAGUUAAAACCUUAAAGUCUUAUUAGAAUAUACUGGGAAUAUGCAUUUUUGUACAAUCUGUGAAAUUAUAUUCCUAGUAGGUUGUCCUUGAAAAUCUAAUGUGGUCCUUGAAAAGUCCUUGAAAAGUCCUUGAAAAAUGGUUGCAAUUUUUUGUAUGAACCCUGUGUAAAGCACAACAAAGACUAAAAGAAAUAAGUAUCUUUAAACAACAGCCACAAGAACAGCCACAGAAAUCACACAAACAGGAUAUUCUAGAAAAACAUCUUCAGAUCGAUCAAUUGAUCUUGGCGUCCUAUGGAACGCAUACCACAAAUUAUUUUGUGUCAAGAAGAUGCAACAGUGUAUUGUUUCUUUUUUAGGGAAUGAACUUUUUACAGAACAGUUCACUCCAGAUUCAUGGCAACUUGAAGUCUUCCAAUGUGGUCAUUGAUAGUCGCUGGACAUGCAAAGUGACCGAUCAUGGUUUGUUUCUAUUCAAGGAAGGACAAGAAACAGACGUGGAGGCUGGAGCAGAUGCUAAAUACUAUGGUAAAGUUACACUGGUCAUUGAAAUUCUUUUCUGAGUAUUCUUUUUUUAAUUAUUGCCAUGUUGGAAGAUUUUACACAGUCAAACAGAUACAAGUAAAAAUAUAUCACAUGAUUGGUGGCAACAACCAAAUGAAUAAAACUUCCGUAACAACUGUUACAUUAUUAUUGCACAUUAUUAAGUUCCAGGUGAUAAAACCAUAACUUCCCACUUUUUGUUAACACAUAACACGGGAAAAAUAUACUAUUACAAAUAUGACAGAUGGGGCUUCAUUUGAUGUGCAAACCUUGAGUCUGGUAUUGUAGAAGAGCUUCUGCACUCACAGUAGAACACCGUGGGUAAAAAAAAAUUGGUAUCCAUGGAUCUGAGAAAUUUUUGGUGGUCAGGUGACCUUACAUGUCCCAUCGGCACCACAGAGUAACCAAUGUGAAAUGACCUUUUUGACUCUCUGUGGAACCUGCAACUUGUGUUUAACUUGAUGAUAGAUGUCCAUGUUAUGGUCAUCUUGGCCACCCAGACUUUUAGAGAGAAAAAAAAAACAACUUUUUUUUUUUACGAAACUUUAAUGUCUAUGCUGAUGUUGAUAACAGAGAAAGAGCUAGAGUGACAAAUAAACAAGUUUUGCUAGAAACACAGCAUGAAAAUUUUAAAGAGGUGGUGCAAAAUGUUAGUGGCCAGUAAGGUGAAGAUGAGCAGAAGUGUAAAAGAAAACGAACAGGAACACAUGCAACAAAAUUUUUUGGAGAACAUACGACAUCAUUUUCCUCCAUCAAAUGUGUAACUAUGUAGAAAUUUCAACAAUACAACAUACAAAACAAGGACAAAGAAAAGUACAAAUAAGUGUGUAGUCUGCUACACAGCCGUUUUUAGAGUCGUCACGCAAUGCUCCUCCCCACUAACGGCUGCUGAAAACCGAACUACAUUCCUUUCCCGUGAUUAGCCAAUUAUAAUUCAGCUCCCAUUAUCUGGAAGGUGUUCGCGCCACGUUUGCGGUACUGUGACUCCUCCAAUCACAGCUUUGCUUUUAUCAGUGCCCCAUGUGUGAAUGACAGAAUAAUCAAAAUCGUCGCGUGAAAACAAGCAAUUAACUACAGUAGUGUUGUCGUAGUCGAGUUGUAUUCAAAAUUUAGGAGAUAAGCAGCAGCAAGAAAGUCGAGCAAAUUGCGAUGCACAACAUGGAUGUGCUCACAAAGUUGCCAGGUAUAGUUUCGGGAAAUCGCUCACCUAUAAUUUAGAAGAUUGCUUUUUGAAUCAGUACCUUUGAGAGUUUAGUCUUCAUAGGAACACACUGAGCACAUCCGGUACAUUAAAUUCUUCAUUACAUAUCGGUACAUAUGCACGUUAAAUGAAGAACCAACCGAUCCUGGUAAAAGUCUUCUAGGCCUAUCAAAGCUUUUUUUCCUGGGAACUUUCUUGACCGCUUAAAACAAACUUUUUGCAAAUUAACCUUUUCGUUGUUUGAAAACACAGAGCCCGUCUAAAUUCAGCAACGAUUGAUUGAUUUGUCGAUAACUGAGAAGCGUGCUCGCUUCCUAGCGCCCUGCGGCUCACAUACUUUCAAAUUUCUUAUACAUGAUUGGCUUGUUCAUUAGACCACAAACACAAAGGGAAAGGAAUGUAGUUCAGUUUUCAGCAGCCGUUGGUGGGGAGGAGCAUUGCGUGACGACACUAAAAAUGGCUGUGUAGCAGACUAAUAAGGGUGCUGCAUGUGCAGUUGUUUCUUUUUUUUUGCCAAUUAGACCUAUUAUUUUUUUGUUUUGUUUUGCCAUUCUCGUUACCUUCACCGUUUAGCAUUACACAAUUUUAUUGUUGUGUGAGUAGACUAUAAUUAGUAUAGUAACGAGAGCUUCACUUUUAGCCCAGCUAAAUCUAUAUUUUAGGCUUUUUAAUGGACAACCUCAAAGUUAUUGGAUGCAUUGGGGUUGUACUUUGCCACGCACAAGUCACCUUAAGUAUUAAUCAUGAUAACCCCCUUUUUUUGUCAGAUGCCCUUUGGACUGCACCAGAACACAUCUUUAAUGAGAAUUUUCCCCGCUCUCAACAAGGAGAUCUUUUUAGCUAUGGAAUCGUUCUCUCUGAGAUUUUGACGCGUGGUUUGCCUUACAGCAUGUUCAAGGAUUUAUCAGCUAAAAGUAAGUGUUGUGAGUGCAGUUAUUUUGCUAAAGCUUCAGAACCAUCUCCGAAACCCUAGAAGAGCCCAACAUCUAAUUUAUAUUGUGCAUGCUGAUAAUAAUUUUAUGAUGGUGUGGGCUGUACAGUUGGGGUGUAUCUGCUUCCAAUUUUUUUAAAGUUUGUGAAAAGUUGGACCUUGACCCAUCCACACUUCAUUUUUGCCCAUAAACCUGAAAGCUAGUUUAAGAGGCUUGACAUGUGUAGGAAGAAGAGAGAAAUUCUGAACCCUGUGUGAUUGGUGCAAUUCAGUUAAACAGGCCAGAGAUUUGUACACAAAAUCAUGCUUGUUAGAUUAGAAAAGUCAAAUGAAUAUGACUUGUAUCCACUAAUAUAUACCCACCUGUAUUUUGCUUUCCAGAUGUAAUUCCUCUGAAAUAUUUUCAGAGUCCUUGGCUUGCUUACUAAAACUUCUCCUUCAGGCAAUGUAAAGCCCAGUUAAAGCAUGCAGCUAAAGGCUUCUUUUAAGGAAUCCACUGUUUCAGUCAUUAAAAAUGUAUCAGUUGUGACUGAUAAUGUACUUGUCUGUAUAACAGCAGUCUUAAUCUUUCAACAGUGGUUGUUGAAAAUGUUCAGAAAGGAGGAACUCCCUAUUUCCGCCCUCGGGUGACAAAGGAUCUGGCAGAACAUCCCCUCUUCCUACAGAUGAUGAAGCAGUGCUGGGAUCAGGAUGCUGCUUCAAGGCCCAAGUUUUCUGAAUGCCUCAAACUCCUCAAGCAAAUGAAUAAAGGAAAGUGAGUAAAACAUGCAUGCAGGAUCUCUAGUUAUCUUUUUAUUCAAGCGUACAUUCAAGAGUCUAUACUGUAAGCAUCCUAGUUUCAACAAAUUAAUGACAAUGAAAGAAGAUCUUAAGAAUUAUUCAAAGGGAUUUAUGAUUGUUUUUAAUUCUUUUUUGUAUCUUUUGUGAUCAGAAAUAAAUGUAACAGAAACGAAGCUGACUAUAACUAUUAUAGCUUUUACUUUAUGUCUGCCAACUCUCUGCAUAAUCUAUGAUAACAACUUUUAGUAAAAUCCAACUAGUGGUCUAUUAUCAGUGCUGCAUUCUGAUUGGUUGAGCUUCUACUAGCCUAUAUGUUAUAGCCCACUAGCAGCGAAAAGCACGGGCUUUUUGGCAGCAAAAAAGGAUUAAAGUCUAGCUUUAACUAGCUAAAAGUUUUUUUUAUUCUCUAUAUGUUUGACCAACUAGUUGGAUUUCACUAAAACAAUUAUUCCUCUCGCCCUCAUGGCCUCUGAGUCAAUAGCCUAUUCAGCCUUCGGCCUCAUGGGCUAUUGACUCAGAGUCCAUUCGGGCUCAAGGAAUAAUUGUUUAGUAUGACAUAACUAUGUUACAUGUAGGUAUUAAUUACCAUCUUACCAAGACACUUCUUUUUCACUUCAAGAUAAACUUCUAUCGAUCAGGUGUUAUUUUAAUUACUCUUUCCAAAUAAUAUUUAAUUUGUUUAUUUUCCAAAUAAUAUUGUACAGGGAGAUAAACAUUAUGGAUACCAUGAUCACGAUGAUGGAAAAGUAUACAGAUCACUUGGAGGACAUUGUUGCUGAACGAACUGCUGAGCUGGCAGCUGAAAAGGCAAAGACUGAUGAGCUACUGUACAGGAUGUUACCAAAGUAUGUUUUCCUUUUCCCAGGAGAAAAAUAGCAUUAAAUAAAAAAGAAAACUAAAUUCAAAUUUUUUUAAGAUUGAUUAUGACUGACAAGUGCUUUUUGUUUUUUUUCCUACUAUGACAAUUGUAUAUAGUUUCAUUUCUUUGGUCUUGUGUUACUUACUUAGAAACGUUUUAGAUAAAAGAUCAAAAUAUGGUGCAUUAACAAAAGACUUCCUUCUGACCAUGUAUUAUUAUUUACUCACACAAGGACUCCAUGGAAUAGACUUAGAGAAAGUGUAUGCAUUAAUCACUAAAGUAGAUGCUUAAAUAUUUGUCAAAGCUUUCAAAUAUACUGCAUUUUGCAUAUUUUUUAUAGAAAUAUUAAUGUGUUUGUUAUUCUAGGACUGUGGCAGAAGAACUUAAACAAGGACACCCAGUCACAGCUGAAAAUUUUGACAGUGCCACAAUCUUCUUUAGUGACAUUGUGGGCUUUACUAAGAUUGCAUCUGAUAGUACUCCAUUGCAGGUAAUAAUAAUGAUUUGACUUAGAUAUAGGAAACGAUAUUGUUGUUUCCUGGUUAUCAGUUUCUUGAAAUGAAGAAUGUGAUGUUGAAACCAAUAAUGAACCUGAUAUAGAGAUAAUUAGGUUAAACAUUUCUUCUUAGAAAUACUUGAUUAGAUUUUGCUGUAGUAAAGUUCAUAUUAUUUUAUUGAAAAGCUGGUCAUAACAGAUCACAUAACCUUUGUUUUCCUUGAUGGUUAUUAUUUCUAGGUUGUUGACUUAUUAAAUGACCUAUACACCUGCUUUGAUGAAAUCAUUGAUAUGCAUGAUGUUUACAAGGUAAUAAAGUAACUUUCUUUUUAGAGUCACUAAAUUACAGUGGCAUACCAGGGUCAUUGGUUCCUAAAAAAAGUCAAGUAAGACCUAGGAUUUAGGGGGGGAGGGGGCUUUUUUUGAUAUCUUAUUAAAUUAAAAGUUGGGGAUUAUUUAGAACUUCAAUGUUUUGAAUAAAUUUCACAUAGUUAAGGGUCAAUUAUUAUAUAAAUUUCUUUGGCUCUUAACUUUAAAAAGUAGACCCACAUAUGCAUAAUAUGAAGUUUGAAAUGCAUGUUUUCUAAACAUGUGCAGCUGUUACCUGAAACUAAAACAAAGACAAUAAUUUAUUUUGCCCAUCCAAAGGAUGCAGAAAAAACAUUCAUGCAAAAAAGGAUACCAGUAAUUUUAUUUUUGCUUGUGCUCAAAAUUUCAUAAUGUUUUGUUAAUUCCUCGGACAAGAACAACGUGAAGCUAGGCCUGAAAUAUUAGUAACAUAUGUUCAUGUCAUGUCCUUAAGAUUGACUUGAAGCCUUGUGAUAAUCUUUGAGCUGAUCAUCUCCUCACUCUUUUUGCUGAGCACUUACUAAUACUCAAGUGCUUUAAUGGUUAUAGUCAAGCUGAUCUAUUUUCAUGCUUUUUUCUUUGCUAUUAAUUUUUUGUCUGAGGAGAAGUAAGAAUUAAUAAUUUUUUUAGGCACACCAAUAAAGUACAUGUUUGGAAAUAACUAUUUAUAGGGCAAGCAAGCAAAUGUUGGUGAGUUAGACAUUAUUGGUCAUUUCCCACUGUUUGAAUUAAAGGUUGAAACAAUUGGUGAUUGCUACAUGGUGGCCUCAGGAUUGCCAUUAAGGAAUGGAAACAGACAUGCAGGUGAAAUUGCAAACAUGUCCCUUGACUUGCUAUCAGCGAUGACCACUUUUAAUAUUAGGCAUCUUCCAGGCACACAGCUACAACUUAGAGUUGGGAUUCACACAGGUAUGUUUAUCAGCCUUAUAAUCUGAACAGUAUCACGUUCUUCAAGUUUGAGUUAUGUUGCUAUCAGAGCUGUUUUCUCUGACUGGACAUUUUCAGUUCUCACACAUUUCUGAAAGUAAUGUUCUUUAAGUACAUUCCUUCAGCUGUGGCAAUAAAAGCUGUUUUACCUCAGUUGUAAUAUUGUGCAAAUCAACCCUGUUUUGUUUGUCUUUCUUUUAUUUUAGGUUUUGUGGUUGCUGGUGUAGUUGGCCUCAAAAUGCCAAGGUAUUGUCUUUUUGGUGAUACAGUUAACUAUGCCUCUCGAAUGGAGUCUUCAGGGUUUGGUAAGUUAUUAUAUUGUCUGUUAAUUUUUGCUUAUAGAAAUAGAAUUAAAAGCAUUUGGUAACAUAUCGGCAUCUUGAGACCUGUGGUUUGGUUAAACAACAAUGGUUGAUAAUCAAUUUGAAGAAACGACAGCCAAACUUUACAGUUCUCUCAAGCAGUCAUCAAUUUCACUCAUCUCAGAGUGUGUGAAUUGUCAAUGAUUUACACUUGCACCAAGCUUGUUUUGUGUUCUUCUUUCUAUUAGUGUGUGUUUGUUUGUGUAAGUUAUAUAUGUAACUUAUUUGAUAAAAUUAAUUUCCUUUUGUUAGUGAAUAAUAUUAUGCCAUGCAGGGUGGCACUAAAGUUUCCAGGGAAAAGACCCAUAUCCCACCCCAUCAAUUCUUUCCGCCUGAGUUAUUGAGAAUGUAUCAUAGACCUCAACAAAUUACACCUGGCCCCAAAUGUGCAAAGGCUGGAAUGUAUUAUUUACUGCUUGGGAUAGAAAUUUAGCCUGUGGAUUUUGAACAACUUGGGCCUUAAAAAAAGGAAAAAUUGAUAGAAUGAAAUUAAUGGAGACAUAAUAACAAAUUAUAUUAUUUUAUGAUUUCAUAUGCUUUUUCAAACAACAAUAUCAAUACAUAAUUUUUAUUGACAAGUGUCUUUAUAUGUGACCUUUUGCAUCCAUUACAAAUAUUUUCAAAAUUAAAAUUCAUUGUAAUGCAAAGAAUGAUAACCUACAAUAAUUCUCUUAUUUAGCACUUUGCAUUCAUGUGAGCCCUGAAUGCAGAGAAGUUCUUGAACAACUUGGUGGUUAUCAUUUGGAGGAACGGGGUGAAGUGGAAAUGAAGGUACUAGUAAAGGCUACAAUCACAAAGCAAUAGAUUUUAUUUCUUCAGUUACAGAUCUUUGAUAACAUCAGAAUACUAGUAGUAGUAACUACUACCACUACCACUACCACUACUACUACUACUACUAGAUUAUUAUUAUGGUAAUUAUUGCAUGAUUACGUAUUAGUGUUGACCACAUAUACUUUAGGAGGUCUCAGUUUUCAAUGAACAGCUGUACAAUGCAAAAUGGAAUUAACAUGACCAGGAUCAUUACAGUGCUUUUUUGUUGUUUUUGUUUGUUUGUUGUAAGUUUUCCUCAUCAAAGGUACCGGUUCCUAAACAAUUGUGUCAGUGAUUACUUGCCAAAAUAAUCUAGCAUGUCAUUCUUAUUUUCAAAGCUUCUGAAGACAAGACUGACAAACCUUCUACUUUAUCCUCAGGGAAAAGGGAAGAUAUUCACCUACUGGCUAAGGGGGCGAGAUGGAUUUGACAAACCCCUUCCUGACCUUAACUUACAAGCUGGGAUGGAUGAGCAUGCAUUCAAGUAGCUGUUACAGAUUUGUUAUCUUAGCAAAAAGUUUUACUAUUUGUUCCUAAAGAAAGCCUUUGAAGGACUUGGUUUUGUUCAUUUGAAAAUCUUGUAUGGUGGAAACUCUCCUCACAGACACCCUCAUAAGCGGACAGCUCUACUUAUAUGGACACCUUCAUGAAACCCCAUUUUUCCUUACCCCCAUACUAACUCUGUCUUUACACUCCUAUAAGCAGCCAGGUCUAGUUACGGACACACGUUUUUUGUAUCCCGAGGGUGUCGACUCGUGAGAGCUUCUACUGUAUUUCAUAAAGGGAAAGAUUUAUUUUCGAUCAUCUAACCUGUUUUUGUUCCUGUCAUUAGUGCCAUUUUUUACUGCCCACUUGCUGAAACAACUACUGCUAAUGAAAACUGCAUUACUGUAUGACAUGACUGGUACUUUUGUUAAGAGAAGUAUGCAUUAAGUUUUAGUUCAACAAAAACAUGCUCUUCUCUUCUAGUGAUCAUUUUCUGCAUCAAGGCUCAUUUUUGUCCUCUCCAUUAGUCAAAAUGCAUCUUAAAGGGAAAUUGCUUGUGGAUAUCUUGGAUAUUAUUGUCAUAAAAAUCAAGUAUAAUUUAAUAACAUCAUGUGGCAACCGUAGUUUUCAUAUAUAUGUAUGACUGCCAGACAGCACUAAAACUUGAGGAUAUUUAAUAAUGUAAGAAUCAUAUUUAACUACCAGGUGAAACAAAAGAACUUGUCCCCCUAGUCAACCUCUCAAUGGCUCAAAGUAAACUAAAUACAACACUAGCACAUUAUAACCAGAGUUGCACCUUGCAUGACUUGCAGCUUAUAGUCACAGUCCAUCUUAUCAUUCAACAGCUAGUUUAUCAUGCUAAUCAAAGAUUUUUUUCUCUUCAAAAAGUUUAACAGACAAAAUUAUUAUUGUACAGAGACACAUAAGGUUUGGUUUCUUUGCUGCCAUAUCAGGGCUGUCAGGCUUUAUGCCCAAAUCUUGGCCUCCUUGUUACGUUUGACUCAUUUUCAAACUUAGAAUAGCCGGCUUAUUUUACUGCCAUAGCCGGCUAGUAAAGCUUGCUAUCAGAUGCUGACAGCCCUGCUUUGCAAAACAUAAACAGAAUUGUGACUUUAUUCAGUUAUUUACCUUUAUUGGCUAUGGAAUUAUUCUUCUAUUAAGGUACAAUUAAAAAUGUUUUUGGAUUGGGUUGGUUAGGCCUAGUUUAUCACAUUACUAUUCGAAAAUAAAUGCUGAAGGAACUUGCUUGGAUGCAGUAUAGUAGUGAUCAUUAGACUCUUAUUUCUUAUUUUAAUGGAACUGAGCAUGGGUAGGGUAACUGCAUCUGAAUAAUUUAUUUUUAAAUGUAUAUUUGUAGCACAAAAGACGACAAUUAAGCCUACCAUAUUUUCUCAAAAGAUCUCCACCCCUUUAAUAAACAACACACUUCUGAGCAAAAAUAUCAUUUAAGUGCCUUUCCCUCCCUACACUAUUGUUGGCACUGUUGCUGGUGAGAUUACCAAUCAAAAGAGAAAAAAAGGCCUUGGAAACUAACUUUUGUCCUUUUCUUACACUGUUCUUAUUCUAUUUUUUUAAAAACAAAGAAGAAAGAUUACAUAAUUUACAAAUAAGAUAAUUUUUUUAAAGUGGUCCCCCAAAGAGGUGAUACAUUGAAUGUGAAAAUUACUAUGGGCUGUGGUGCUUUUUUGAGGAACAUGGUGAGCUAUUCAACAACUGUCUGCAUUAGAACAGAAAACUACAGUAUUUUAACUUGCAUAUCUCACCCAUUUUACAAGUGCCCAUUUUAAUCCUAAAUAUUACACUGCAUCUACAUUGCAGACUGUGUCUUAUGGUUCCAGGCAAAAAAGUUUGCAUUUCAACAUGCAGUCCCCAAAAAGAAGAAAGGUUUUUGUACAUAGUUCCUUCACAAUACAGUACAGUUGAACACUGCAAAGCCGAAAAAUCCAUUUUUUAGAAUUUACACAAAAGUUUUCUACAUUUUAAAACAUAGAGUUAAAAUAAAGCAUCAUAUUAAGACAUAAAUAUUUAUUAUUUGAAGAUGCUACCUUAUCCUUGGUUAAAGUUUUGAAGACUAUUAAAAAACCCUUACUGAAAUAUUGUGUGUG